This is a messenger RNA of Linum trigynum, 1581 nucleotides long. Lineage: Eukaryota; Viridiplantae; Streptophyta; Magnoliopsida; Malpighiales; Linaceae. The record is from the annotation of a GenBank genome assembly.
CAACUCGAUCAAACAUCACCACUCUUCCUUAAUUUCUUUCUCCUUUAUUUUACUGAUCUUACUAGGAAAAGGAAAAAAUACGUUAUUAAUUAAUUAUUAUGUCUUCUUUGGGAGCAGCUUGUGCUGUAGUUUACGUGAAGCAGAAGCGGCAGCAGGAGAAGCUGAAGAAGAUGGCAGAAGAGAGCAGUAACGUCGUCAGUAACCAAACCGUCGUUAGUAUUGGCGGCGAUGCUGGAGUUAAGACGGCGACGACGAAACCGGACGGCGCAGGGAAGGGAAACGGCGGCAACAGGGUUCACCCCGCCGGAGGCGCCACCGGCGAUGUGUAGCGCGGCAUCGAUAUUCGCGUUUUGAUUGCCGUUAAAUAAUGAUGUGUAUUUUUAUGUGGUUAUAAUUAGUUUAUGUAUGCUUUUUAAUUGCUGGUUUAAUUGCUUGAGUCUGUUUAUAUUUUUGUUAAUUUGGUAGGAAACUUUUGCUUCAUAAGGUGUGAUUUUCAUUUACCAAGUUAUAAGUGUGAGUGUGAUUAUUCCCAAAAAUAAAAUAAAAAAAAGAAGGUUAUGAAGGUGUGAUUUUGGGAGUGUAAUAAUAUACAUGAAAAGGAUGAGUAUUUGUUGUGUAUAUGAAGUUUGGAAUCUUGAAAUCUCUUUGAACCUUGAAGUUAAGUUACGUUUCUUAGCAAAAUAGGAUAUUCUUCUAAAACGACAUGUUGUUCUGGGGUGGCAGAAAUUUUUUUUGUUAAGUUAUUUGAUCGACUCGAACUCAAACAUAUCUUCUCACGAAAAGAUCGGAUAAAAAAGUAGCUUUUAUGUUUUUUUUUUAAAUUUAACAAGCAAUGUGAGAAGUUGUAAGUUGUUGAUGAUUUGAAUAUUUCAUCUCAAAAUUAAUCACCUAAUUAAUAAUGUGAUCUUAAUUUUAUGACCUCCUGCUUCAUUAUUCUUAUCGUUUAUAUGUUAUAACAGCGAAAUUUAUCUCUUGGAACCUCAACUGUGGUCUAUGUUCCUAAAUUUUGCACUAACGAAAACUUCACAUUCUAUUAUUUGGUUCCUAAAUGGUAUUAUUAUAUUUGCUCCAAAUUUCAUAUAUAUACCCUUAACUUUUACCAAAUAAAUCAAACAAACCGGUGUAACUGGAGACAGGAUCCAAUGAAAGUUCCCACGGGCUGCAAAGGCCCAAAUCUGUGGCCCAUCCUACAUUAUUUUAUACCUCUGUCAUCACUUCACAGUUCACACUUCACAGAGGUAAAUUCUAUAAAAUCUUUUUCUUUGUAGAUCUUAGAGGGGUUAUAGGUAUAAUAUGCCUCUCUAUUAUGUCAUUUUAUCAAACAUGCCACUCUACUAUUUUUUACAUCAAAUAUGUCCUUGUACUUUAGAAAAAUGAUCAAACAUGCCAUUCUGUUAAUAUUUUCAUCCAAAAACAGUCAAUCAUGGUCGUACCUUGGUUUGGGCGACACAAAUGUCUAAAAUAUUCUUGGUAAUUUCACUUUAAAAUUUUCGGGUUCUUUUGUAGAGCCAAAUACCUCUAAUAAUUUCACUUUAACGAGACCUAGAAAAAAAAAAUCGGGAACAAAACUGACAUUUUCGC